Betta splendens (Siamese fighting fish) is the source of this 7974-nucleotide messenger RNA. RefSeq names its product forkhead box P4 (gene foxp4). Gene Ontology annotation, cellular component: nucleus. Gene Ontology annotation, molecular function: RNA polymerase II cis-regulatory region sequence-specific DNA binding; DNA-binding transcription repressor activity, RNA polymerase II-specific. The transcript has 21 exons. Lineage: Eukaryota; Metazoa; Chordata; Actinopteri; Anabantiformes; Osphronemidae. Gene Ontology annotation, biological process: regulation of transcription by RNA polymerase II. The coding region runs from base 705 to 2834 and encodes 709 amino acids. The record is from RefSeq and is a predicted model, not a curated record.
UCGUGCGUUUUUUUUUCGGAGACCUGCUCGAUUUGGCUGCUUGGAUUAAUUCACCUGUGAAGGUUGGAGCUGUGGACACCGGCACGAACAAAAAGAGCGUUUAGCUUGUUUUCCACUCAUGCUAGAUAAAGUACCUAGAGUUGGUAGUUAAAUAAAUUAUCAAGUGUUGCUAGUUGAAUAAACUAGCUAGCGUUUUUAUGCUAAAUAAAGUAGCUAACAUAGCUAGCUAGCUAUGGGGCAUACAGUUAAUCCACUAACGGCCACCAACCGUCGCCGCGACGCGCGGACCGUUGAGGAUGACUCAGCUAAGAGGGAGGUUCUCCAGCUUCAGAUACGUGGGAAUGGCAGCAGAUCACGGCACUGUGCUGAGAAAAGGCGGAAAGCUGAAAGACUGAGAACGGAAGGAGGACGCUCUCCCACGAUGGCUUAUCCUGAUAAAUAGUAAGAUGUUUGAAGAACAUAAGGUCUUUCUGGUGGAGACGAGCAGAAGAGUUUACACAAUUUAAGGCCUUACAUGAUCUGAUUUACCAAUCCUACAUAUCAGAGGUCUAACCCUGUGUGAAGUUUGCAGUCUGCAUUGGCCUUGGACGCGUUUGCUUCUGUGCAUCGGUGUUGUGUGUGGACCUGAAGUACUGUACGUCUGUGCAGCCGCACGCACCGGUGGAGAGCAGCUUGCACAUUUGCAUGAGUCUGAGGUGCCAGUGAUGAUGGUGGAAUCAGCCUCUGAGACCAUUCGAACAACGCCGUCCAACCAGAACGGAGUCAGCAGCCUCAGUAGCCAGUCAGACGGAGGGGGCGGCAGGGAGGGCGGGUCCAACGGAGACGCCAACGGGGAGAUCAGCCCCGUCGACCUCCUGCACCUGCAGCAGCAACAGGCGCUCCAGGCAGCCAGACAGUUCCUCCUCCAGCAGGCCUCUGGCCUCAACUCCCCUGGCAGCAAUGAGGUCAAACAGAGCCCCGUGCAGGUACCUGUGUCCAUGGCGAUGAUGAGUCCACAGAUGAUCACUCCCCAGCAGAUGCAACAGAUCCUGUCCCCCCCUCAGCUGCAGGCCCUGCUGCAGCAACAGCAAGCUUUAAUGCUACAGCAGCUACAGGAGUACUACAAGAAGCAGCAGGAGCAGUUGCAUCUCCAGCUUCUGACUCAGCAGCAGCAACAGCAGCAGCAACAGCAGCAGCAGCAGCAGCAACAGGCGGGGAAGCAAGCGGCAAAAGAGCAGUUAAGCAGUAAGCAGUUGGCUUUCCAGCAGCAGCUGAUCCAGAUGCAGCAGCUUCAGCAACAGCACAUCCUUAAUCUCCAGAGACAAGGCCUGGUUCCACUGCAGCCCACCGCCGCCAUGCAGUCUCUGCAGCAAGCGAUGUGUCCGUCAGACCUCCAGCAGCUGUGGAAAGAAGUGUCGGGAGUGCCAAGCAGCGAGGACGCCCUGAAACAGGCCGAGGGCCUGGACUUGAGCACCAACAGCUCCAACUCUACCUCAGCCUUCCCCAAAGCUGCCAGCGCUCACCUCCCACUGCAUAGUAUGCCCAAUGGACAGAGCCACACCCCAAAGAGAGACAGAGCCAGACUGUUUGAGUGGAUAUCGUCCUUCACCAAGGCAGACAGCGGAGAUGACCAUGUUCCCCUUUACUCCAAAGGCAGCCAACCCCCCAGCAGCCAUCACGAGGAGCACGCCAGCUCCCAUCCUCUCUACGGACAUGGAGAGUGUAAGUGGCCUGGCUGUGAAGCACUGUGCGAGGACAUGGGGCAGUUCAUUAAGCACUUGAACAAUGAACAUGCCCUGGAUGACCGCAGCACUGCUCAGUGCCGAGUCCAGAUGCAGGUGGUUCAGCAACUGGAGAUACAGCUGGCCAAAGAGAGCGAGCGACUCCAGGCCAUGAUGACCCACCUGCACAUGCGCCCCUCGGAGCCAAAGCCGUUCAACCAGCCCCUCAACCUGGCUUCCAGUGGCUCUCUGUUAAAGCGAGACAGCGAGGCCUAUCCGGAGGGUCUCCCCCACCCCCCCACCUCCGCCGCCACCCCCAUCACCCCACUGCGCCAGGGACCCUCGGUCAUCAGCUCAUCGAGCCUGCACUCGCACUCCCACACGCACGCGGUCGGGCCCAUACGUAGACGCAACUCCGACAAGUACUGCACCCCCAUCGCCUCAGAGCUGGCCCAGAACUGUGAGUUCUACAAGAAUGCUGAUGUCAGGCCUCCCUUUACCUACGCGUCUCUUAUACGUCACGCCAUCCUGGAGUCCCCAGAGAGGCAGCUGACCCUCAACGAGAUCUACAACUGGUUUACACGAAAGUUUGCCUAUUUCAGGAGAAACACAGCCACAUGGAAGAAUGCUGUGCGCCACAACCUGAGUCUGCACAAGUGUUUUGUUCGCGUUGAAAACGUGAAGGGGGCCGUGUGGACUGUGGAUGAAGUCGAAUACCAAAAGAGGAGACCACCAAAGAUGACCGGAAGUCCCACUCUGGUGAAAAACAUGAUUUCAGGCCUGGGCUUUGGAUCCCUAAACGCCAGCUAUCAGGCCGCUCUGGCAGAGAGCAGUCUGUCCCUGCUAAACAGCCCCUCCUUGGUGACCCCUCCGUCUGCGGCCAGCCUCAACAUGCUGCACGUGGGCCACGAUGAUGUCAGCUCCACCGUGGAGCAGGUCAACAGCAACGGCAGCUGCAGCCCCACGCUCAGCCCUCAGCAGUACAGCCACCCCGUGCAUGUGAAGGAGGAGCCCACUGAGCUGGAGGAGGACAGUCGGCCCGUGUCCCUGCUGGCCGGCGUCACACACAGCCUGCCGCUGCCGAGCGACGAGCGCGACCUGGAGGAGGAUCUUCCCACCGAGGAGCUGGAGUAGGACGCAUCCAACGCCGAGCAGAGGGGCGGGACACAGCGAGCCCUCCCGUCAGUGUGAGAGGAAACGAUAGAUACAGUACACUUAACAAGAGAAGAGUGAAAAAAGAGAAUGCUUUUUUUCGUUGUUAUUGUUUUUAAGAAAAUGCAAGCAACCAAGGAAGACAUUGAAAAACUCCAAACAGGGUUAGAUGACCUCCGUUACUUCUAGACGCAAAAACCAGACUGUGGAGCACUGCUUUUACCUCCAUGUGUUUCUUUUCCAACACUUGGCUCAGAGGUGUAACACCACUUAAUGCAUAUACACUCACACAAACACACAACCGUUCACCACGCGUCACCAUCCUCCCUGAUCAACAUCGGCCUCUGUGUAGAGACCCCUCGAGGCACGGACACGCGCUCUCCUCCUCGUCCCAACUCUGCACUCUGUCUCGGGUGCACGGCUAGUCGUCGGCUGAGGACACACGAGGGCGGAUGUGUGUUGAAAACAAAGGCACACGGAAUCAUGUGUAUAUAGAGUUGGAGCAGUCACCAGGGGCUGUGCAGUAUACCUCUCCUUACUCCCCGUUUAGUCAAUCACUUGCUUUUUCAUUUCCUCUGAUUGAAAUGAAACUGUUGGGCUUCCAGAUGGGAAGGAAAGAGUGAAGGACAGAAGAGCGCUUUCAAAGAUUACCUCCCACACUUCUGCCUCCGUGUCUGUGUGCGAGGCCACAGCGAGGCUGACCCGACAGAGUCCCUGUCCAAACCUCUGCCCCCAGAAAGACACUUAGUCUCAGACGUCGUUUGAACACUUUGCUUCUGAGUGAGUAAAAAAAGAAGACAUUUUUGCCCACCUCUAUCCCUUUUCCACCUCUCCCAGACAGACUGCAGGAAUAGGACCGUUUGGUGCUGUCCUUCUCCUCCUCUCCAUCCUCCGAUGGACUGAUGGAGCUCGGAACACUUUGAGACUGACAGGAAAAGAGGGGAAGCAGAGAAAUAUUGUGACUUAAGAUGAAAACUGUUGAUUAUGGAAUAUAACAAGAAAAAAUGUGUGGUAGCUUUUGUCAUUUCUCUUUUUUUAUUUGCUGUUAUUAUCAUUGUUUCUUUUGAGGAUCGAUAUUCCCACAGUGGCGUUCUGUUUCGACGUACCUUUUUUUAAGGAUGCUGGUUUCGUUUUUGUGUUGUAAUUUGAUUUUCUCUGGUUGUUCACACCAUUCCAAGUAAGUAUUGGCAAGAAAAAAAAAGCGCAGUAUUGUCCCAACUUGUAAUACCUGACCCAGACUCCUGCCCCCACUCCUCCUUUUCUGUCCUAAGUGUAGCAGACAAGAAAUAUGGAAAUAGCACUUAAAGUUGCCAUUAUCCAGACAGAUUAUUUAACAGCUCUUUGUUUGUUUUACUUUUUUUCUCAUUCACUUGAUUUUGGUUGUGUAUUUAGUUUCAAAAUAUCAGUAAUGCUUUAAAAUAUAUAUAUAAAUAUAUAUAUUAUUACUGCAGUCAGAGAAUACCUCAUCCCACAAGGGUUCCGCCUAGAACUGUGUCCAAAUUGAUAAAGAAAUAAGGGGGGAUACUUUCUGUGGGACACCAAAUGCGGCGACUCUGCUCAGCUUUGAUUCAAAGCUCAAUGGUUGUAAUAGUUACUGUGUAGAAGCGAUCAGCAAUUCACUGUGUGAGUUUGUGUUAAAGGAAAAAGCACGUGAGACUUUUUUUUCUUUUUGCUUUUGCUUUCUGUGAGCAUAAAAACAUUAGUUUUCUCUACAGUGCCAUGCCAAAUUGAACUUUACUUUAUUCUAUUAUCUUAUUCCCAUUUUAUUUUUGUUACAGGUAACCAAAGAAAUAUGUAGAAAACCAAAAACCCUGUAGUUUUUUUAUUUGUCAUUUUUAGUUUGCUUUUCUUUUUCUUGAAGAACUGACCCAAAAGACAGCAAACCAGAGUUUAAAUUCUUCUUACUGUGUUCAUAUUACCGCUGUGUUGAAGUGAAACAUAACUUACAGUGCUGACCAUUCCGAAAAACCAAAGUGUGUGAAGCAAACUGUCAAAGCUUUUACAUGAUAACUGGUUACGAGUGACUCACGUUAAAUAUGAGGCCAAAAAUGAGUAACGAACCUCGCACAGUUCCUCGAAACGCGCAAACGAAAGACAAGAAAAGCACUUAGAGGUGAAACCCGCUCUGUCUCUGUCUCCUGUGCUCAGGCUCAACUGUGUUGUGAGGCUUUUGGAAACUUUACAACCUGAGAUACCACCAAAAAAGGGAGCUGAAACACAAACCACAACAUUAGGCUCUGUGGAAACACCUGGAUUCUAAGAUGUUGUACUGGUGCUGUCACAUAAAACGGACUUCAUCCAUCUGGGAAACCACCUUCCCUUCCUGACUUACGUUUAGUGUUCACAGGAAGGGGACAUACUGUAAUGAAGUAACAAAUGUCACAUCUUUGGUCAGGGGUGAGUAAAUGAGUAUUAAGAUCAAGAGGGAACAACAAAAACAAUGAAAAUCUACCAAUGGAAGAGGAAAACAACCAAGGAACAUCAUCUAAUUUAAAGUUCGGUUCAUAUUUUUCUUCUUUCUGUCAAACAACUCUUGCACUUCGGACAGUUUCUGCUUAUUUAAUGACGACUUUGUGUUCAAACAGGACUGUUUCCUGUCACACUGACUGAUCGAUUGAACCAAGAACAAAGUGGCAGAUAAAAACCAAAAAUAACACUACCUCCUUUUAAAACGGUUCCACACAUAGCCAAUGGAAGACUGACCUGUCUUAAGUAUUUUUCCCUCCAUUCCUCCUCAACGAUACUAACGAAUGCCAAAUUUGUGUUACACUAACUGUAUGACCAACAACGAGAAGCUAUUUAGAUCCGACCUCCCUAACACAUCUGCUUGAGCUCCAAAACGUAGAGACUUUCACUUUCCACGGAAUUAAAAAUGACUACCUCUCGUCAAAUCGCAUCUAAAGCACUCUCUGCGUCUCCACGCGUGUUGUGAAGCAGUCACUGUAUACGGUAUCAGCUGCGUGCUUCGCCCUCAGCUACGUGGACGCUCUGUCCUGCGUGCGUUUGAACGCGCGCCUGCACUCGGCCGGUGGGAGAUUGGUCGUUAGUGGCUACAGUAUGUGCUGGUUGUCAGGGGUGAUGACGGGCAAAAUAUAUCAGUGUGACACACACAUACAGUGAAUAUAGAAAUCCAGACGGCGCGGAAGCAGGGCUACGGGUUAGUGCAAGCAGAGGCUCUGACCAUCCAUUUAUCCAAAGACCCACACACAGCAGCAACCCUUUCACCAAAACACACACACACACACACACAGAGGCGCUGAGGUAAUAUCCAAACGUAGAGGAACUGCUGCACACAGUACAUAGAUGAUCUCUGACUCGUGCUUUAAGGUACACCUGUUAACAAAGCUGUUUUAUAAAGAUGUAGAUUGUUCACAGGUCGCCAUGUAACACUUCUGUUCUUUCUCCAGCUUGGCAUAACAUGAUAUAUUCUUGUAUAUUAACGCUUGACCUAUCUCUCCAGGGCAUUCUUUCCUAUUCUGUCCAUUGAGUUUCUUCUUCUUAGUUUUUUUUUUUUGGGUUUCCUUCUGUUUCGUUUGUAUUCCUGCACCUGUUUAGCUAUUGUAAAGCUUUCAGCUCUGAUUCCUAUACUGUACUGCUAAUGCUAAAGUAUAUGUAUUUAUCAUAUUAAGUGCAGCAGGUAUCUUGGUUUAAUAGUUUUGCUUUUGUUUUUUGUUUCUUUCCACCUUUUCAGUUCUUCAUAAAACGUCUGGGACGCUGAUUUUUUCAAGUGUAUUAUCUCUAAAAAAGUUAAAAGAAUAAAGGUUAGAUCAGUGGUUUAGGUAACACCUGUUUGUAUAUUUAUCUUAGCUAGGUCUAUUUUGAUACUUUUUGUCUCUGUACUGCAUUUAUGCAUUUUUAAGGAAAGAAAAAAAAACUAAUGGAAAACAAACAAAAAGUUACUUCAUUAUGUCUUGAUACCUCAGAAGGACUUUUUCUCAAAGACAGGACCAAAACCUCCACAAAGAAAAAGAGAGAAAGAGGAAAAAAUGUCAGAAUAUGUAGCCCCUCUGUUGCUUUAAAAAAUGAAAGGUAUUGCUGUUGGUCCUUUUGGGUGCCAAUAUGUGUCCCUGCUCCACAUGACCCCUCCUCUGACCCCUGAGCCCCGUCUUUUCUGUGCUGAACCCUGACCCGCAGAGCUGUCAAUCAUCUGCAGGCACUGUGGGGGUGUCACUGAGUCCCACCUGGCCGAUGGUGACCAGUCACAAACCUCGUCUCCCAGUCUGGCGGUGGCAGAACAAAGUCUGGCACCGCUGCAUUUUUAACGUUCCUUCUUUUGCAUCGUCUCAGUACCAAAAUGUGGAAUGGAUCAGAGAUGCAGCUCAUCUUCUGACGACCAAAGGCAUUGCAGGCAAACAUUGCUUAGUCCAAACUCCUGAACUGUAACCAAACUGUACCCGAACCAAUGCCGCAGACGUAACCAAACGAAACACAAGCUACUUCCAAAACUCUCCAUCGACUUCACUGAUCACCUUUACCGACAGCUGUCAUCUGCUGUGCUUUACAUUCGCAUGAUGGUGUCGAAGGACCAGCAUGAAUCCUUACAGCUGGCGACAGACUCAAAGGAUGCAGGGAGGUCACAUCCUGGCGCGUGAUUGGACAGUUCUGAGGUGUCAUGUGAGGGGUGGGGAGGGGACUCUUGCCUGACGGUAUUAUAAAGUAGACAACCAUGACCGUGCUCAUGGUCAUGAUGGAACUACCACUUCAGCGCUCCUCUGGUUAAACCUUAGGAAUGUGUGUACAUUUUCAGCAGUGACUCUGUAUUGUUUCUUAGUUUCAGUUUACUCGUUUAUGUCUUUAUCCUUUGGUUUUUGUUGCGUUUCUUGUUAUUUGAAAGUGUGACCCGAGGAAGAGGCGGGGACAGGGACUGGGCCGUUGCUUCAGACACACAGUGGAGCCCAGCCCUCUGACCCUUCACCCCGGGUAGCCAUGUAAUGCCAGUCACUGCCCUUUCCUUCAUGCUGUAUAAAAACACACACAUAUAUCUGUGUAUUUGUAACCUGAAUCUUCUUGUGUCUGUCCAUGCAGACAAUAAAAAACUGUACAGUAGGUCUAGUUGCAUGUAAUCUGUACUAAUUAUUGACAAUGGCAUUAUAAAAUGCAAUAAAAUACUUAUUACACUGUC